ACGAAGUUUUUGGAACAGUUUCCUGUUGGAUCGUUCCACAAAUUAUACCCACCCUCUCCAGCAUGUAUUUGUAUCGCAUGCUUCAGGUGAUAUAAAUCUAAGCGCUCUACCAGCGCUUUGGGAAAAAAUGUAAUUUAUACUUUCCUGUGGAUUUAUUUGCUCAUAUUCCUACCGCCCAAAGGACCAAACUCGCUGAAUGGACCUUGGGACUUCCCUACCCCGUUGAAAUUUAAAAUGGUUAACCUGGUUGAAGAAUUACAGAUUUCGUGUUUAUUUCCUCCUGAUUCCGGGAGUAUUCCAACCGGGAUUUCGGGAAAAUCAGGGAAUAUAUUGAAAUUAGCGGAAUUUUGUAACCAUGGUUAUUGUUUAGGGUGGGGGGGACAUCCCACUGAUUCCAGAUAGCACUAACCCUCCCUGCCUAGGCUAUAGAGGUUUAUAGGCUACUGCGCACGCCCGAAGACAUAUGUCAGAAGACUCAAGUUUGGGUCAGGUGAGCCUGAAUUUCAAUGCGUCCCCUUCAUACACUUCAAAAAGUAGUUUAACGAUCAUUGCAUCUCAAAAACCAUGAGUACUCCUCCAACACACCGGUUCAAAGCAUUGCGGAGGAACAGGCUGGAGGAGCCCUGCAUGAAGACCCGUCUUUUAGAGUGUAUGGAGCUGCUGAAAAGGGCCAGAGCUGCCUUCCAAGCUGGCCGUGCAUUUGACGAGAGCUUCAGACAGGUCCAACUGGAAGCCCUAGUGCGCAUGCUGGUGGAACACGAGUGUGACUUUGUGGAUGCACUUGGGAGGGACCUCCAUAAGCCGCGGUUUGAGACGGUAGUGUCUGAACUGAUACUGGUGAAGAACGAGGCUCUUCAUGCCAUCAACAACCUCAAGAAGUGGAUGGAGCCGCAACCGAUGGAGAGGAACCUGACCACCACGUUGGAUGAGUGCCUGGUGGUGUGUGAGCCACUGGGGGUUGUGCUGAUUGUGGGGGCCUGGUGUAGCCCUGUUCAGCUCUGUCUGGUACCCCUGGUUGGGGCCAUUGCCGCAGGAAACUGUGUGAUCCUCAACCCCUCAGAAUGUAGUUCUCACACAUCGGAGCUGCUACACCACCUCAUACCGUCAUACCUGGACAAUGAGUGUUACCAUGUGACCCUUGCAGGGGUGAAUGACCUGGCUGAAAUAGUGGACCUCAAAUUUGACCAUGUCUUCUUCACUGGAAACCGUGAGGACGGGGGUAGAGUGGCACAGGCAGCAGCCCGCACCUUCACACCCGUCACCCUGGUCUUGGGCGGUGGUAAGAACCCCUGCUACGUGGACCAGCAGUGUGACAUCACCACCACGGCACGACGCAUCACCUGGGCCCGCUUCCAUAAUGCUGGGCAGAGUAUGGUAGCACCUGACUACGUCCUGUGCCAUGCUGAGGCCAAAGCACAGCUGCUCCAGGCCUUGCGCUGCUGCCUCCUGCAGUUCUAUGGUUCAGACCCCCAGGAGUCCAGGAGCUUUGGCCGCAUCGUGAACCUGGAGAACGUACACCGCACCACGGACCUGCUGCGGAGGUCUGGCAAGGUGGCUGUAGGAGGCCAAGUGAAUGAAGCAGAUAAAUACAUUGCACCAACCGUUCUGUGCGAUGUGAGAGACUCGGACCCUAUCAUGCAGCAGGAGGUUUUCGGACCCGUUCUGCCCAUUCUGACCGUCAACAGCAUAGAUGAGGCAAUCUCUCCUCUCUGUGUGUACGCUUACUCUAGCAACAGCAAGGUAAUCUCAAGGCUAAUGAAUGAGACCUCAAGUGGGAGCUUCUGCUCCAAUGACAGUGUCCUGCAGAGCCUGAUGGUGGUCCUGCCUUUUGGGGGAGUAGGUGCCAGUGGGAUGGGUUCCUACCAUGGGCGCUACAGCUUUGACACCUUCUCGCACCGGAAAUCAUGCCUGCUCAGAAACACUUGCAUCGAGUGUGUCACCUACCUGCGCUACCCACCAUAUGAGGACCGCAAUCUGUCACUUAUGACCUGGGCAAGUAGCCUUUCCCAGAAGAGCCAGGGCUGGUGCCAGAUACUGUGACUGUGUGCGAGUUGGAAGACGGAGACCUUUUUACAACACUAAGCCGGGCUGAGCUCUACUGUACUGGCUUGAUUACACAUCCACCAUAGUUAUUGAAACCAUGCUGUAAAUCCCAGUGUGAAAAGAGGAUAUCUGAACCUACAGUACAUUCUGAGGACCAGUUGUGAUAGUUCUCCAAUAUGACAAUAUAUUCAGCACAAAACAUUUUUGAUGUAGAACAUGACGCUAAUGCAGUGACUGAUCAGCGUAUUUGCUGUGUAUUUACUGCAGCAUGGCAUGAUAGCCCAUCAGUAUAAAUAUUGUAUCUAUGGGAUAUUUUAAGCUAUUCGUCCAGUGUUCUCUGAAAUACUUUAUAAAGAAGCUUCUUGUGAUCCAACCUGUGACAUUUAAACACAAUGUACAUUGCGUGCUUCCAACACAGGAUUAUAACUUGCUAACUUCAUUACAAAAUUUGAAUUCUUUAUUCGGUAUUGUCCUAGUGUCACAGGUUAUUGUUGUAGCAGUUUUUCUAAAUUUCAUUAAAAGCAAUGUGCCACUCAGUAUGUUAAGGUUUAGACUCUAGCAAAGUCAAACUUGAUUCAAGUCUUUAUUUGAAAAGUAGGGGCAGUUCCAUUACGAGAUAUUCAAGCGUCUAGCAUCAAUCUGUCUUUUACAUAUGCCAAUGAUGAAUUCAAUCCUUAAACAGAAUAAAUGUUGUUUCAAAGUU
Oncorhynchus mykiss (rainbow trout) is the source of this 2746-nucleotide messenger RNA. It is a transcript of the gene aldh3b4, whose product is annotated as aldehyde dehydrogenase 3 family, member B4. Gene Ontology annotation, molecular function: 3-chloroallyl aldehyde dehydrogenase activity; aldehyde dehydrogenase (NAD+) activity. Gene Ontology annotation, cellular component: cytoplasm. Gene Ontology annotation, biological process: aldehyde metabolic process. NCBI's taxonomy places the organism in Eukaryota, Metazoa, Chordata, Actinopteri, Salmoniformes, Salmonidae. The record is from RefSeq and is a predicted model, not a curated record.